GAGAGGUGGCUGACAGAUGAAAAGCACGGAACCCGCUGAUAAAGUGUUGUGGCGGAGAAAGGAGCUGUAUUGUCGCAGAGGUCCUAAGGUGGAAACCUGUUGCUCUUUGAGGAAGAAUGUACUGCAGGGGUGUGUGCUGUAACCACUGGUCUUCUGAGGAGAGGUUAGAUGGGAAAACAGUGGUCAUCACUGGAGCCAACACUGGUAUAGGCAAAGAAACUGCCAAGGACCUGGCAAGAAGAGGUGCACGCAUCAUCAUGGCGUGCAGAGACCUCGAGAGGGCGGAGGAGGCACGGACGGACAUUUUGGAAGACACAGGAAAUGAGAACGUGGUCAUCAGGAAACUUGAUCUGUCUGACACCAAGUCCAUUAGGGCCUUUGCUGAAGUUGUUAACAAAGAGGAAAAACAAGUGAAUAUCCUGAUAAACAACGCAGGCAUUAUGAUGUGUCCCUACUCCAAGACAGUUGAUGGGUAUGAAAUGCAGCUAGGUGUCAAUCACUUGGGCUGA
Messenger RNA from Neolamprologus brichardi, 509 nucleotides. NCBI's taxonomy places the organism in Eukaryota, Metazoa, Chordata, Actinopteri, Cichliformes, Cichlidae. The record is from RefSeq and is a predicted model, not a curated record.